AUGUAUGAAAUACCAAUAGGAAUAGCUGGUGGUGACAGAAGCAGCAGCAGUUUUGGGAGCUCCCAAGCAAGAAAUGGUGGAGGACCUCAAAUCCGGAGGUAUGGGAAAGGCAGGGAGGAAAAAAUGGCAACGGCUCAAAAAGAAUACUUACAACUGCUUCUUGAGAUGUAUCUUGAAGAUAAAAACAACAAGCAAAUUGAAGAGAAAUUGAAACAAUUAAUAGAAGACCCAGAAAGUGAUGUAGAAAAGAACAUUGAUGAAAUGGCAAAAGCAAAUACUGAACUAAAGAUUGAAAUUAAAAAAGCUGAAAUGGAGUUGCAACAACCUUCAUCUUACCUGGUUAAAAGGAAUAUUCCUACAGAGAAAAUGAAGUUCCCAUCGGUGAAGAGCCCAGAGGAUGACAGUCAGUAUUUAAAUAUCUCCUGUUCAUUUCAAGUAACUACACAAUUUGAAUAUGAAUUGAAAAGAGGGCAAGCUCUUAUCAACUUUGAAGAUGAACAAAUUGCCCAGAAUGUGAUAAAAAGAGGAAAACAUCAUGUGACAUUUGACAAAGAGGAGAUGAAAUUGAUGGCCAAACCUGUCCCACCAAAAACAGGCUUAAUUUUUCAGGUUCUUUCAAAGAUUUCUAAGAAAAAGAUUAAUGUUGCUGGAAUACCUAAUGAAUUACCUGAAGAACAGAUGAGAGACAAAUUAGCACUGAGUUUCAGUAAAUCCCAGAAUGGGGGUGGAGAAAUAGAACAAGUAGAGUAUAAUAUAAAUACCCAAACAGCAGUUAUUACAUUUCUUCAAAAUGGAGUUGCUGAUAAUAUUCUCAAGCACAAGAAAUAUCCUCUUUAUUCAAAUACCAGCUGCUAUCAGGCUGUUGUUUCCCCGCAUAUGGAAAAACAUGUCAAGAAGCUACAGAUAUUUUCAGAAAUUUCUAAGAGGACUGUUCUUGUUACAGGAUUUAGAAAUAUUCAAGAUGAUGAAGAAGGUAUAGAAGAGGACAUUUUUAUUCAUUUUCAGAAAGGGUCAAAUGGAGGAGGGGAUGUAGAUUUUGUCAAAUGUGCCUUCAAAAAACCUCAAAUAUCAUAUUUUGAGGCUAAUUUAGAUGAGGGAUUCUUAACCUGGGCACCAUGA
This is a messenger RNA of Gracilinanus agilis (Agile Gracile Mouse Opossum), 1119 nucleotides long. Its product is annotated as N-myc-interactor-like. Bases 1 to 1119 code for a protein of 372 amino acids. The transcript is spliced from 4 exons. NCBI's taxonomy places the organism in Eukaryota, Metazoa, Chordata, Mammalia, Didelphimorphia, Didelphidae. Gene Ontology annotation, cellular component: cytoplasm. The record is from RefSeq and is a predicted model, not a curated record.